Molecule: messenger RNA, 4957 nt
Organism: Notolabrus celidotus (New Zealand spotty)
Lineage: Eukaryota; Metazoa; Chordata; Actinopteri; Labriformes; Labridae
Gene: numbl
Product: NUMB like endocytic adaptor protein
Exons: 10
Coding region: 233-2428 (731 amino acids)
Source: RefSeq, a predicted model, not a curated record
AGUGGAUUUGCAUGUCCGGCUGUCUGUGCCAAUGGGCGCAUGGGAAGGCUGGGUUAGCGGGUGGAGCCGGAGGAAGCAGCCCAUGCGGAGAAGGAUUUUGUGAAAUUACCCAUUUCAGAUUAUUCUGGUGUAUAAUAUCUUUUCUGUCCGGGGUCCUGGAUUUACUCAGAGGAGGAGCGGGGAGCCGAUCAUCCGUCGUUCUCUUGGCAACAGGGAGCACGUGACCCCGGAGAUGAACAAGCUUCGUCAGAGCCUGAGGAGGAAGAAAGGUACCUGCUUGCCAGAGGCCAGCAGACCCUACCAGUGGCAGGCUGAUGAGGAGGCAGUGCGAAAGGGCAAAUGUAACUUCCCUGUUCGGUACCUGGGGUUGGUCGAGGUGGAGGAGUCCAGAGGGAUGCACGUAUGCGAGGAGGCAGUGAAUAAACUCAAAGUUAGUGGGAAAAAGACGGUCAAAGCAGUGCUGUGGGUUUCAGCGGAUGGCCUCAGGGUGGUGGAUGACAAAACCAAGGACCUCAUUGUGGACCAGACCAUAGAGAAGGUUUCAUUCUGCGCUCCUGAUCGUAACUACGACAAGGCCUUCUCCUACAUCUGCAGAGAUGGUACUACCAGACGGUGGAUGUGCCACUGCUUCAUGGCUCUCAAAGACUCGGGGGAGAGGCUGAGCCAUGCUGUCGGCUGUGCGUUUGCUGCAUGUCUGGAGAGGAAGCAGCGCAGGGAGAAGGAGUGCGGCGUGACAGCUUCUUUCGACACCAUUCGUACACUGUUUGUUCGUGAUGGCUCCUUCCGCGCCAACUCCUCCAGCAGCGAGGACAAAAUGCAGGACAAGAAGAAAGACCAAUCCUCUGUCAUCCCAGUCCUCCCACCUGGCACCGCCUCCCCACCCGAGGGUGCAGCAUCCCCCAUGGAUCGGUCAGCACCUGGCGGACCACAUGCCAUCCCCCGCCGCCACGCGCCCAUAGAGCAGCUGGUACGUCAGGGCUCGUUCAGGGGAUUUCCUGCCCUCAGUCAGAAGAACUCUCCCUUCAAGAGGCAGCUGUCACUCCGCCUCAACGACCUGCCAUCCACACUGCAGCGCAAGACAGACUUCCAGACCAAGAACCCUGAAAUGGAUAUGGGGUUGCCAGGUGAGGUAGAUGGUUGUAUUAAUGUCCUAUGUGGUCAGAUGAACGCCGCCCUCACCAAGCCAUCAGACGAGCUCUUCUCCAACCCCUCUAUGUCUGCGAAUGGUCCUCCACCCUGCACAGUGCCCCCCGUCCUGCCCCCACCACCUGCACCUCCGCAGGCCACUUCUUCCUGGGUGCAGCCCGAACCCCUACUCAACUCUCCUCCUCCUGUUUCGGUGGCGAUGCAGAUGCAAAUGCAGAUGCAUAGUGGACACAGACGCACACCCUCCGAGGCAGAAAGAUGGCUGGAGGAAGUCUCCAAGGCUGUCAAGGCUCAGCAGACCCCUCCUCCAGGUCCCGCCAUCCCCGCCAUCCCAGGACCACCCUCCGUGUCCAAUCAGCAGAUGUCCAGUCAGGCAGCUGUUGUGACCACUGUCUCUCUAGUCCUUGGGACCAUGUCCAAACCUCUCAUCUCGGGUCCCUCUGUUCUCUCAGGUCAGGCCCAGAUGCCACUCCAACCCAUCUCAAUAUCAUCAGUUCCCCUAAUACCAGGCCCUCCAGUUACAAACCCCCCUAUGUCUCUGCCUUCAAUGUCCAUUCCCACAAUGUCCGGCCCAAGCAUGACUGGGGCACCCAUGAUGCAGCCCUCCAUCCCUCAAGGCUCCCUUCCCAGCUCCAUGCAGCCCUUCCCCCUGGCUUUUGAUGCCACUCCAGCCCCUGUGGGAAUGUUCGCCAGUCCGCCUGUCCAACCGGCAUUCGUGCCUAUGCAGACCUACAUGCCAGGCCUGGCCAGCAGUAUGACCUAUCCCAAUGCCAGUGUGCCUGUGGUUGGCAUCACACCAUCUCAAAUGGUGGCUAACGUCUUCUGCACCGCCACAGGCUCAUCUGGUGCUGGGGGAGCCAUGGGCUCAGUAGUGGGAGGACCCAAAGUGGGGGCACUUGGAUCAGUGGGACCGCACCAUUCUUACUCAGGAGCACCGAAUGUAGUUGGGGACACUGCAGGGUUUUCCACUCCACCACUAUCAACAACAAUUAAUGGCCUCCCACCACAAAGUAGCAUGAUGGACCUGCAGAAUGGGACUCCCAGCAGUGGUAGCAGCUGGCCGCCAGAGGGCAGCCAGCUAACAGCUCCAGCACCCAUUGCUCCUCAAGAGGAUGAUCGUUUUGAGGCCAAGUGGGCGGCACUGGAGGCCAGGCCAGCGCCUGGCAAUAUGGCGCCAGCUGCAGCCCCCAACCCAUUUUCCAAAAAUCUUCAAAAGUCUUUUGAGAUUGAGCCAGACUUGUCCUCCCAAAGCUGUAGCUCUAGCACUGGAAUUAAAGCCUGAAGGAGCCUGGCUCUAAUUCUAGCAUCUCUGCUUAGUGAGAACAGGAUGCAAGUCCUUGAGGUUAGCCUCGCAUCUGACCUUUGGCAGCCUAGCAUCUUGCUAAAAGCCCUCAUAGGAGUCAAUGCUAUUAUGAUAUUGAUUGCUUUCUUUGCACUCCCUUGAGAGUUUUUUGAAGUUUGCAGAUUGCUUGGCUGCCAUUGGAAAACCAGGUCGGGUUCACUGGACUUGAUGGGCUAUAUCCAUUCACUCCAUCUGCUAACCACCUCCCCUCCCUGCUUUAACUUCUCCACUCUGGCUUUGCUUUACCUGCAGCGGGUCCCUGGAUGUACUGUAUGUGCCUCCCUGAGGGGAAUGGGGGUGGCUCGGCUCAGUGGUUUCUUUCUUUGAAAAGGGAACUCCACACAGAUGCAUUCCAAACCACAUAUGAGAUGUUAUUUAUCUGGUGGAGAUUUGGAGGAGAGUUUAGCGGAUAUGGCUACAACACAAGACGUGCAGAGAAGUAGAGAAGCAAUUUGUUGACUAGUGAUCGGACCGAGUCUGAUCUUAGCCAAGCGCAGCAAAAGUUUGGAUACCUGAAAGGACUUGCCAAUGAUGUAAGACGCAACCCUACCAACCCAAAAGGACUUACUGACUAACAGUAGAGAUUUAUGGCCAAAACUAUUUUAUUUAUUGUAUUUCUUUUUUUUAUUUCAACAAGUAAUAUAAGUAUACAUGAAACUUAAAUCUUUACAGCAGCGUUCCAGGAGCUAUAUUUAUUAAGUUGCACCAUAAAAGGAGGGAAACUACAGGUAGCAGACAGGUAUCAGGGCAACAGAGAGUCAUGCAACAGGAACCACGUAGCAAGGGCUGACGGACAGUUCAGCAGUGUGUAGUGCGACAUGUGACACAGUAGUGUAAAUAGCAGCAUGUUUCUUCCACCCGUCAGCCUCUCACGUAUAAACGCUUUACUGCUGGUGAGGCCAAUGUGGCUUCACUUUGGCUCUGUGCCCCAUUUCUUUUACAAAGGCGUAACAUCAAGGGUUACUGGGACAUGAAAAAUCACUUCAGGAUAUACAGCACUCAGACACUCUGGACAAUACAGCACAGCAGUCCAACAGGACUCCAUCUUCUCCCAAAACAUCCGAGGAAUGUUGAUAACUCAGCGGAAACAAACAAAAAAUAUCUUUAACACUGUGCAACUGCUUGAAAAAAUGAUGCACUAGAUUCCUACUCUCAUAGAUCCUUUAAUAUGUUCAAACACAGGGUAAAGUCUCCAUGUACUAUAUGAUUUUGUAUUCUCCUCUGUGUACUACUGUGUCAGCUGCAGCAGUACUGCACUCAUUACAAAUCUGAGGGUUGUUUACCAGAGGUAAAAAGAGAAGAGGAACAUGAGCAGUGUGGACUGAAAUUGUUAUUAAUUUUUAAUGCAGAUUUAAAAAAUUGAGUAGACAGGUGGAAAAGUGAAUCUGGAGGAGCUACAAGGAGAAUGCUAGAGGAAACAAAAAGGGAUGAAAUGUAUGUGAAAGACUGAAAGAGAGAAAAGAGAUAUACCUUUAAAAAGGAGAAGGAGGAAGUCUGGGGAAAGAAAAAACGAUAUAUUAUGUGAUGAAAGAGAAAGCGAGAGUUAAGACUUAUUCAUUGUGUACUAUUGUGUACAUUGUAUCCUACAAUGUAAUCAUUUCUGACUCUUUCUUUCAUCUCUCUGCGUCAUGUUCCUCAACUCUUCUAACCUCACAAACAACACGUUUAAAGAAUGUUUUUUUAUUUUAUCAUGAACAAGAUUCUUUCCUCAGUAUGUGCAACUUUUUAACACUUCUAAGACAACAAAGCCUUCUGUAUUUGAACUCUCAGUUUCUGGAAUGAGUCAGCAAACUCAAGGGCGAUUCAAGAACAAUACAGAGUGAAAACUGUCUUUAAUGAAGGGCUCUGUCUCAUACGAUUGCUCCACUCUCUCUGAAAACUGAAAUCUGAACCAGAGAUGCUCUUGUUAUGUUCCCUGGUAAUUCAAUUGUAUGGAUAUGAACUUCCACUGAUUAAGUUUUCUGCUCAUUAACUCCCCACAGUUUAAUUAGCUUAUUGGGUCUCUUCCUGUGGCAGCGAGCCCGUCCGACAGGCUGCCUCUCAGAGAACAGAGAAUGUGUGUGUCUCUGGUCCUUUCAGGGUUUAGUCCUUUUGUUUUGAAACAAAUCAAUAUUUCUUCCUGACCGAGCAAAUCCAAAUCUCUCUUUCUACCCUCGUCUCUCGACAGGACGAGCCUGACUCACGUAUGAAAUUACUGCUUUUAUUUUUUUGAAAGUAUAUUUUAGUCCUCGACUCUUGUUUGCACGCCCUCCAAAUUAUAAAUGUAGGUUAAUUGUGUUCCACGUUAAAGCAAACUAAAUGACCUCAUAAACUUGAUUGUAAAACCAUAGUUUAGUGAUGGUAACAAAGCAAACCAGUGGAAUUUAUUUUUAAUCUUUAUUUACAGAUUUUUUGUAUUUAAACCUACAUAUUUGUAUUGUAAUUACAUUGUACAAAAGAUAAAUAAAGUAAUAUAAUAUUACACAUGCU